GCAAAUAAGCUUUUGUUACUUUGUCACGAAUGGAGGGUCCUUAGCUUUCUCUUUUAAAUUAAAAAAAAAAAAAUCACACAUAAAAAUAUUUUAAAAAAAUUUAAACUUUGAACAAAUUUCAAAGAUUUUGGUUUUCUUCUGCAAUUUCUCAUCCACCAAUUGAAUCAGGUUGUGAAGUAUUGAGGGUGUUUAUUAUUUGUUGUUUUUUUAUAAUUACUGAUGUCUCCGCCGCUGCUUGGCGUGGAGGAGGAAGGGAUUCAGAGCAAUGUUACUUUACUCGGUUCUUCAGGCUCAAUGGAAAGUGUGUGCCAGAAUAGUGCUGAAUUGAAGGAACGGAACUACAUGGGCUUGUCUGAUUGUUCUUCAGUGGAUAGCUCUGUUUUUUCCCCUCCGUCCGAGGAAAGAAAGGCUAGUUUGAAUCUAAAGGCGACUGAGCUUAGGCUCGGACUUCCUGGAUUGCAGUCGCCUGAAAGAAAUCCAGAGCUUUGCUUGUUAAGUUCUUCUCAGCUUGAUGAGAAGCCGUUUUUCCCUUUGCAUCCUUCAAGUGAUGGUCACUGCUUUGCAUCACAGAAGAAUGUUGUUUCAGGGAAUAAAAGAGGGUUCUCUGAUGCAAUGGAUGGGUUCUCAGAGGGCAAGUUUCUUUCUGAUUCAAAAGUUGAUGUUAUGCUGUCACCUAGGCCUUCUUCAAACUUCGGGGCUCAACCAAUGAAAGCUAAAGAAAUCACGAGCCAAAACGUGGUGCAUGACAGGCCUCAUGCUGCUGACAAGACCAGGCCUAAUCCCAAUGCAUCUGCAAACAAUAACAGUGGAGCACCUGCUAACAAGGCACAGGUUGUAGGUUGGCCACCUAUCAGAUCAUUUAGGAAGAACUCAUUGGCCUCGGCUUCGAAGAACACUGAUGAAGUCGAUGGGAAGGCAGGGCCUGGUGCUUUGUUUGUGAAGGUUAGCAUGGAUGGUGCUCCGUAUUUGAGGAAAGUAGACUUGAAAAACUACACUAAAUAUCAGGAGCUGUCUUCUGCACUUGAGAAGAUGUUCAGCUGUUUUACCAUAGGUCAGUAUGGAUCUCAUGGAACCUCGGGCAGGGAGCUGCUGAGCGAAAGCAAGCUCAAGGAUCUACUUCAUGGAUCAGAAUAUGUUCUUACUUACGAGGAUAAAGAUGGUGACUGGAUGCUUGUGGGUGAUGUUCCAUGGGAGAUGUUCACUGACACCUGCAAAAGGUUGAGGAUCAUGAAAAGCUCUGAUGCCAUUGGACUCGCUCCGAGGGCCAUGGAAAAAUGCAGGAACCGGAACUAGCUACCAUCAUACAUGAUCUUUUCCCACACACCGAAGAUUAUUAUUUCUGAAAGAGAUGACAUGAUGCUGGAGUGGGUAGGAGAUCAUCAUGUAAGCCUGUUUUUGUUCUACUGAAAAAAGUCGUAUCCAGUGCGUAAGGCUACUGCUAUAAGCAAGAACUAGAAAUUCCCAUUGUAGGCACAACCAUUUGUCGGUGUUUGUAGCGAAUAAACCUGUUAGUCUACAUUAAGUUAUAAAACCUUCCUAGUCCUAGCGUUUGUGAGGAACUUUAAGAUUCUAUCAGUCAUGAGUCCGAACGAGUCCCUGUUUCAAAGCAUGAUCUUUUUAGUUUGUAAAGUGCAUUGCUUGUUGAACUUUUAUGGUGCGUGUUUGAAUGAUGAAAGACCUCGACAUAUUAUCUA
This is a messenger RNA of Gossypium raimondii (Peruvian cotton), 1694 nucleotides long. RefSeq names its product auxin-responsive protein IAA9. Lineage: Eukaryota; Viridiplantae; Streptophyta; Magnoliopsida; Malvales; Malvaceae. The transcript has 7 exons. The record is from RefSeq and is a predicted model, not a curated record. Gene Ontology annotation, molecular function: protein binding. Gene Ontology annotation, biological process: regulation of DNA-templated transcription. Gene Ontology annotation, cellular component: nucleus. The coding region runs from base 220 to 1293 and encodes 357 amino acids.